CAACAGUCCGCUAAACGUUUAGCCUGUAUCAAACUAAACAAAGACGCUAUGGGAAAUUUGAAGUAACCUGCGCGUCUAUCCUUAGGCUCAACGACUUUGAGCUCUUUCUGCUUGUGGACAAAUCGUUGAUGUACGCUUUGGCAAACGGUAUGGUUUCGUUUAAUUUUAAGUGAACUGAUUUAAUGCCCCAAAAGCAUCGGACUAUGGCCGUGCACCUAAACAUUUUAAAAAAAUAUUCCUAUAUGAGGGUCUUCACUCGCCGCUAAAUUAUACCUGCAUCCAGUCAAACAACCCUGAGGGUAAGAGUUACUAGGUGUGGAUUUGUUUUCUUCUCAUUUAUAUAAAACUUCAGCGUAACCUAACCUUUCGCCAUACGUUUUGUUAUGACGGCGUCACUCGUGAAAUGUGUUGUCCCGUUAUCUUGCUGCAGACGAAGCGGUUCGUAGGUCAUAAGCAGCCCCUUAGGAAAUGGCACAAAGACUACGGCGAUACAUGCCCACUGUUCUCUUUGACACUGCUCUAUUGUUCUAACUUUUUCCAUUCCCUUUUAAAGUUGCUUAUUUCGAGCAACAGGCGAGUUGAAACUGCUUCUCGUCUCGGACCUUUGCUAUUAACUGGCGAUUGCGACAGCUGCAGCAUACAGCCGCUGUGUCUGGACGCGCGUGCAAGGGCGCGCGAAAGGACGUGCGAGUCCUGAAACAUCGCGUGCGAAGCUCGAGUCGUGUCACGCAGAGGAAUCCUCCACCUGAAAGAAGAGGAUGGAAACGCCACCCAAGCGGGUGUAAAAAUCGUAUGCAACAUUAUAUUCUCACUCGAGGGAAGAGCAGUUUUAUUACCCGAGAGCCCUUUUGGUUAACUUUUGUGACUAGCCAAACAUCAACUGCAAAGCAUGAUUCCACCUGGGGAUUGCCUGUAUGCUGGACGGAAACGGAGAAAGCCCAUUCAAAAACAAAAACCUGCCACAGCAGCGAACCAGAAGCCCAACCCGUCUAAGAGACACCGCGACCGGCUGAACGCGGAGCUGGACCGCCUGGCCGGACUGCUGCCCUUCACGCCAGAUGUCAUCUCCAAACUGGACAAGCUGUCUGUGCUGCGGCUGAGUGUGAGCUACCUCCGGGUAAAGAGCUUCUUUCAUGCUAUUCAGGAGAAACCGUGCAGAAAGAACAGCAUUGAGGCCUCCAGCCCGGAGUUAAGAAAACCCAGCCUGGGAAGCAGCGUUCUAGAGAGUGAUCUUCUGCUCGAGUCUUUAACAGGGUUUGCUCUGGUUGUGAGCUCAGAUGGAGUGAUAUUUUAUGCCUCUUCCACCAUCGCUGACUACCUGGGCUUCCAUCAGACGGAUGUGAUGCACCAGAACGUCUUUGAUUACAUCCAUGUGGAAGAGAGGCAGGAAUUUAGAAGACAGCUCCACUGGGCUAUGAACCCCAGCUCACAGGAGGACCAUGCUGGCGAGGACUUCGUGGCGAGAGGUCUGAGGAGCACUCCGGAGGCGGGCAGCGUCCCUCCUGAACUCGCGCCGUUCCUCACGCGCUGUUUCGUCGUUCGAGUGCGCUGCCUGCUCGACACCACCUCCGGCUUUCUGAACAUGCAGUUCCAGGGUAGUCUGAAGGUCCUACAGGGUCAGAUGAAGAAAGCAGAGUGUGGGACUCUGCUGCCCCCUCGGCUGGCGCUGUUCUGCGUGGCCACGCCCCUCGUGCUGCCUUCCAUCGAGCUCAAGAUGAAGAACACGGUGAUGAAGAGCAAGCUUAAAGGCCCCAGCAGCAGUGAAAAGAGGCUUCAUGGUUCCCGUGGCUCCUGUGAUGUGGGGGGCAUGCAGCUGCCCAGCACGCCCUUCAGAGACCACUGCCAUGGGGGUUUGUGGUCAGCCCUUGCCAAAGAGGGCACCCAAUUCAGGAGCAACAACGUCUACACCCGGGACGAGCCCCUCAACUUCUGCCUGUCCUCCACGGAGCUCCCCAAAGCCCAGGCCGCGGACAGUCCCUGGGACAUGCGCUCGCUCUCACGCACUGCGCCCGCCAGCCCCUCCCCCGGCAAGUUCAACAAGCACACCCAACCCGGAACGUUCCGCAUUUUGCCGGGUUGCUCUGCUGCGCCAUCGCAGGGCAGGCACCAUGGGCAGAGCGCGAGGGAGGCUUACAUUGGGAAGGCGGAGAGCAGGUACACGGCACACAGUGAGAAUAAUCAUGGCUUGCUUCUGCCCGAGACUGCCAUUAAGACGGAGCACGACUCCGACUCGGAGAGCAGCUGCAGCGCCUACACCGCGCCCCAUAACGGAGGGUGGCGCUACAGCUCCACCUUUCCCGAGGGACGGCAGUUGAAGAUGGAGGAAGACCACUACAGUCACUACGGCCCGUGCCAGUGCAGCAAGGCUGGUGUUAGCCCUCCUGUCAACGGGCACCACAAGUAUCUCUGCACGGGGGCCAGCAAACCCGCCAUGUGCGUCCUCAACAAAGACAUUGUGCAUCCUGAUCCUCCUGGCAACCAGGGCCCAGGCUGUCUCGACAACCAUGAGUAUGCAGACGGCUCAGCCGAACCCAAGGUCUUCAUGCAGCUAGACUACAUGCUGAGCUAUGAGUUCAGGAGACACGGCCUUCUCCACUCCAUCAAGAGAGAGCCAGCAGACUCCCCCCCGCCCUGGCAGGACAGCAGCCGUAACCUCAGUCGAGCACGCGCAGAAAGGAACAUGUACAACUGUACAAUGAACGCAGCAGCGAACAAAGCCAGUUCCUAUUUGUACAUGCAAUAAUCCCAAGAGCUAAAUUCAUUUCUGUGCAAGAUAUGCUUUUGAAGUCGAAGUGUAUUAGACGUGUAGGAUGAACUGCUCAGGUUUACCCCCUUUUGAGAGGCAAGUGUCCAUAGCAAUACUGAUCUUUAAGGGGUUCUAUAUUUUGGCACUUUUUCAGUGAUAAAGAAAUAUUAACAUUUUGAAUAUAUGUAUGUAACAUGUAAUUAUGUGAUAUUAAAACCCCUGUGUUAACUCGAUAGGGAUGAGUGUUUAGAUUGCAUAUAAUGUUGCAUUGGAUCUUCUCAUGUCAGUGUCCAAUGAUUUUAAACUUUUUAGGUAAAAGAAAUAGUGUUAUUUUGGCUAUGUCUUGUUGAUACUUAUAUAAUUUACUAAAGUUGGAAAAGAGACAGUUUUGGGGUAACAAUAAUCAAAAAGUAAAUAUAUAGCAGUAUUUUUUAUGUUAGAGCAUUUUUAUCAAAUAUUUCUGGGUUUACAAGCACUAAUGGUCCAUCUGUGCUGUGUACCUGUACUGACUGUUAAUUGUCUUUUUAUGAAUCAUAUGUUUUUGGAGUCUAAACAUGGUUUACAUACUCUUGUACACAAUUUAGCUGCUAAGAUACAAUCGCUGAAACGUCUUUUACCAUGCAAAGUGACAUUUCCUGCAGAGUUGUUUUAAAAUGGUGUAAUUAUAAGGAUCAAUAUUUGCCGAUUUGAUUUGUUGGUUUCAGUUCCUUUUUGAUACAGUCUUUAAUACAGUUAAU
Messenger RNA from Electrophorus electricus (electric eel), 3483 nucleotides. RefSeq names its product aryl-hydrocarbon receptor repressor b (gene ahrrb). The record is from RefSeq and is a predicted model, not a curated record. Gene Ontology annotation, biological process: regulation of transcription by RNA polymerase II; response to xenobiotic stimulus; xenobiotic metabolic process. Gene Ontology annotation, cellular component: aryl hydrocarbon receptor complex; nucleus. NCBI's taxonomy places the organism in Eukaryota, Metazoa, Chordata, Actinopteri, Gymnotiformes, Gymnotidae. Gene Ontology annotation, molecular function: nuclear receptor activity; protein dimerization activity; transcription cis-regulatory region binding.